CAAUUAUAUUUUCACGCUAAAACCCGACUCCAUAAAUGUUAGCUAAAAAUUAUAAGAACAAAUAAUAUGGUGAAAUCACAACUAAAACCUAAACAAAAAUGGGGGCAUUAUAGUUCCUUAUAUCUUCUCUUCUAUUGGUGAAAUAUCCCCUCUUCGAUAAACAAUUGGGCUUUGGUGACGUCAAUCAAAUUUCAACCACGCCCCUUCAACUAGCCACUUCCGCUUCUGUGUCAACCGAAAGACUAAAUAGUAAAUUCCUGUUCAUCUGUCUGAUUAGACUCUACAUUCUACUAGCACACGUGCCUUUGAGGCUGGACGUGCCAAAAAAUUGAGAUGUGCUGCUGAGUUUCUGUCUACAAACCUGAUGUGUACUAGCAUUGGUUGAAACUGUACUGAAUUGAAGUGGGCAGCUUAUAAGCACCCGGGGAGCAGUGUAUAGGGACGGUGCCAUCAGAGCGCCUCAGUGGUAACUUGGCAGCUGGUGGACUCGAACCAGGAGCCUUUUGGACCCAAGUUCAUUUUCAUUUAUCAUGUGAUCGAUGGAUUUAUUGAUUAUCAGCCCAGGCCUAGCCACAUGACUUGGUUUUUAGAGUUAAUAUAAAAGAAUCAUUUGCCAAUGUCUGGGUCAUUAUGCUAAGUAUAUGUCUAAUCAACCAAAAAUGUAACCAUGCACCACCACUCACCCCUAACAAUUAUCCUUCUCUGAAUGGGGUAAUAUCCCAAGUAGGAGGUGUGUGUUAGUGGAGUGUACAUGGUGCCAUGACUGUCAUGACUACGUAACGGCUCAUAGGCUUCUGAGGCAAAGAGAGCAGUAUGAUCUGAGAGGGUGCUACAGCCAAUCAGAAGGCUUCAUUUUCUCUCCCUCUCAUCUCACUCUCUCUCUCUCACUCUCUCUCUCCUUCCCUCCCCCUUCUUUUUCCUCUGUCUGUCUUUCUGUGUUUCUCUGUCUUGCUUAGUUUCUCUCUUCUAUGUGGACUGAAUAGCUCUUUCAACGGCGUGUAAAGCAUUGCCCUGAGUGAUGAGCAAUAUAAAUACUGUAAUUACUUAUGCAAAUUGAGUUCAGCCAUGGGUGGUAGGUGUUCACAAACAAGAAGUUAAGCAAACGAGCAUAUUCACGCAAGUGUGAAUAUUUUGCGAAAGUUUGUAAAUUGCUAAAUAUUUUAUAUAUGUAUUUUAAUUAAAUGAACCUGAGCGGAAAGGACAAAACAACACAACAUGGAAAUGCUAGAGUUUGUGUAAUUGUAAGGACUUUUUUUUUACAUACAUGUUAAGUUGAUCUCUUGACUAGAUAUCCUUUGCUGAUAAGCAGGGAACAUCUUAUUCCACUGGCAUUUUUGUUGACUUCUGUUAAAUUUGUUUAUAAUGAAAACUUGCAAAACUUUACCAUUUGAAAAAUCUGUACCUAAAGAGGGUCAUUCGAGUCAAACAAACUUGUCACCACAAAAAAGUUCAAAGUUGAUUAUUGAAUACGCUUUUAGAAUGUUGUGCUCCAUUCUUACCUUAUCAAAAGUGAACAUGCCGUACAAAGUUCAAUGUUGUGCUGAAGGCGUUACCUACACUAUGUCUGGCAAAGGUAAAACCUUACCACAGUUCAAAAAAGUGAGAGAGAGGAAAGGGAAAAGGAGAUGUGUGUCUUCAAAUGCAGCCAAAUGCUUUAAGAAAAGUUAGCUGCAGCCAUUGGGCUAGAAUACAGGUUACUCAUUUUCCUCAUGCCACAGAGAACAGAACAUUGAACCGUCUGGUCUGUCAGACGUCUACUUUGUCCACCAUAAUUAUCAUCAGACUGUCAGGCCCCUUCUCUGAACAUUGACCUGUGGACAAUCUACUGUGGCAGUUGGUGAACCUGCAAAGACUCGAACUGACUGGUCUCCCUCGAGAGCAAAUUGUGAGGGGGUACCAUCAAGACCAUGUACUAGACGUUCAACAUCUUUCAGGAACAACUAGUCUACCCUGACUGUAGAAGAUGAGCAAUGAGGAUGAGUUCUUUGAUGCCGUCACAGGCCUUGAUUCUGACGAGUCUUAUGAAGGGGUGUCAGAGGCCAGUUUCAAAGAUGCACUGGUGUUUGACAGCAGUCGUCAGAAAAACAAUGGAUCGGUGCCUCAGGAGAAUGGCAUCAAGAAACACAGGACGUCGCUACCGGCACCCAUGUUUUCCCGAAACACCAUCAGCAUCUGGGGUAUUCUAAAAAAAUGCAUCGGACUGGAACUGUCCAAGAUCACAAUGCCCAUUGUCUUUAAUGAGCCCCUGAGCUUUCUCCAGAGAAUCACAGAAUACAUGGAACACACAUACCUCAUCAACAGAGCAUGCUCUAUGUCUGACUCCAUAGAGCGCAUGCAGGCAGUAGCUGCUUUUGCUGUGUCAGCAGUUGCAUCUCAGUGGGACCGAACUGGAAAACCCUUCAACCCUUUGCUGGGAGAGACCUAUGAGCUCAUUAGAGAAGAGCAGGGUUUCCGAUGGGUUUCAGAGCAGGUAUCCCAUCAUCCUCCUGUGAGUGCCUUCCAUGCAGAGAACCUGGCUGGAGACUUUGUCUUCCAUGGCUCCAUCUACCCUAAGUUGAAGUUCUGGGGCAAAAGUGUUGAGGCUGAGCCUAAAGGAACCAUCACACUAGAGCUACUCAAGCACAAUGAGGCAUACACAUGGAGUAAUCCUUACUGUUGUGUACACAACAUUAUACUAGGUAAACUGUGGAUAGAGCAGUAUGGUACAGUGGAAAUAGUCAACCACAGCACGGGAGACAAGUGUGUGUUAAAUUUCAAAUCUUGUGGAAUGUUUGGUAAAGACUUGCACAAAGUGGAGGGAUACAUCCAGGACAAGAGUAAAAAGAAGCGUUGUAUCAUUUAUGGAAAGUGGACUGAGUGCAUGUGGAGUGUGGACCCACAUACUUAUGAAACUCACAAGAAGUCAGAGAAGAAAGGAGACAGCAAAAAGCACAAAAAUGAGGAGCAACAAGGAGCAGAGAAUGAUGAUGCUGAUGACAUGCCUGAAGUCCAGGAGACUGUGUCAGUCAUUCCAGGAAGCACUCUGCUGUGGAGAAUAGACUCCAGACCUGCUCACUCUGCUACAAUGUACAAUUUCACCAACUUUGCAAUGUCUCUCAACGAGCUGGUGCCAGGCAUGGAGGCCAUAUUGCCUUCCACUGACUGUCGCUUUAGGCCUGACAUCAAGGCCAUGGAGAAUGGCAACAUGGAUGAUGCCAGUAAAGACAAGGAAAGGCUGGAGGAGAAACAAAGAGCUGCAAGAAAAGAGAGGGCCAGGAAUCAAGAGGAAUGGUCCACCAGGUGGUUUCAGAUGGGCACCAACCCAUACACAGGCAACCAGGACUGGAUCUACACUGGUGGCUACUUCAAUAGGAACUACCAAGAUCUGCCUGACAUCUACUGAUAUAUCUUAGUCUCUAAGAUAUCCCUUAGUUGUAACCUGCAAUGACCUGCCCCUCAUGACUUACAACAAGAUGUUAUGAAUCCACAUACCAGCCUUUACUUUUGUCUUCAUCUCACUCCAUCACCAUCAUCUUCAUCCUGACUGCCACUCCCAGCUCACAGGGGGAAAACCUACACAGGAACUAGAUCUCCACUCUGUAAUCUUCUUGAUGUCUAUGGAAAACCACAGACACAACACCAUUCAGUUGUGUUUUUUUCCACUAUCGUCAAACAACCAGCAAACCUUUCCAAGUCUCUACUUCGACAAUAUCUGCAGCACAACAAAUCCCAGCGGCAGAGAGUUGGAACACGCGAUUCAAAACACAGCCCACAGACUCGCAUGUUUCAUCCGGAUGUGAAAAAAAACUUCACUUCUAAACUGAAACUUCUACAAACAUUCUGUCGUAUUUCAUUAAUGAGCAAAAGUAACGUGAAGUAAGUUGGAGGAAGCAUUAAUGUGUUAUCUGAUGGAAACUCGGUCACUGGGGGAAUCAGGGAUGUGAAUGCUCCUAUGACUGCAGAUGGACUCUUGAGAAGGAUCUUUUUUAAUGUUUUAAAAACUUUUAGGCUUAAAGAUUAAGAACAAGUACAUAGGAUGAAAUAAUAAUAAAAAAAAUGUAAUCGGUCACAACUAAUUCAAUGUAAGCGUGAGCUCAUAACUACCCCAGUCUCCCCUGUCUAACCAGUAACCACUAUUAUUUUCUUGUGAACCCUCUACAUAAGGUUUAUGCGUUAAUAUGAUGAACUAAAUAAGAAAGCUAGUGUGACGACCCUCGGUGGCCUGGUGGAAUGUUCUGCAUAAAUGGAACCCACUUGGCUCGGAAUAAAAAAUACCAAAUGUGAAUACAUGAAAAUAGCAGACUGCCACUGAUGAAAAAAAAAUCUAGGCAGACAUAAAUGGAUAUCUAGCUAAAUAUAUGUUAACUCAAAGUGACAUUGUUUGUGCAAUGUGUCAUUCCAGGUUUUAAAUUGUUAAAAUAAUUUACACACAAUAAUACAGUAGUUGAUUUACAAACAGUUGGUGACUUCAUGUUGCUCCCAGCCAUAAUUUACGUCUAAGCUGCUAUUUUAAUUCUAUCUAGAUAAUACUAAUAUGUGACUUUUCUGAUUGUUGAUUGUCAGUGUUUAUUGCCUUUCAUUCCACCUGAACAUCACAUACACAAAUGCAGUCCAGAUCUGAUUCUGAACAGAAACACCUGAUGACCUCAAGUAUUUUCCUUAUUUAGGAUGGAUGGAAACCAACCUGUUAAACUGCAACAGUUGGCAUCCUCUGUUAAAUUUGAGAAUUGUGAGAAUAAAAGAAAGCGGAUGUGACCCUGUGGUAAACUAUGCGGUGUCACAACGGAUAAAUUUCCAAAGUAGUUUAUGUUUAACUAAGGGAGUGAAUGGUAAAUUAUUUUGUCCUAAUUGAUCUCAUUGACUUGAUAAAUAAUGAUUUGGGUGCAUAGAAAAGUACAGGUUUUAGUUUUAAAUGCAUUUUUAUCAAGUGUUCACAAUCUUCUGUAAGCAGCGUUAGUAGACCCAGACAUGAAUAACAAUAUCUUAUCCUAAAGCUUUCACUAUUUAAACCAGACUGAAAUAGUUGUGACUGUAACCAUUGUUUUUAUACACAACCCUGUUUCUUCUUGUUGUCAGGUCCUCUACUUGAACUUUCUACUUGAUGUAAGCUCAAUUAAUUUCUGUACUAACAAUGGUGGAGAAUGUAACUCCCAUGUUAAAGUAUAUAUAUUUAUAUAUAUUUAAGUCAACCCAAAGUUGAUCCAACUCAGCUGAGUGUACAUGUUCCCCUACAUUACACUCAAGCACACUUCCUUUAAACAUUGUUAAUGACGUUCCUGCAAGUAGUCUCCUAAAUAGUCUGAAAGCAACAGUCACACAGCUCCGUGCAACUGUCGCCGCUAAACAUGUACAACACAAUAGAUCCAAUGGGUCUUUGUAGAGUGACCUAACUCUACCUAACACUUGAUAACAGAUGCUUAGAUUAUUGUCCUAGCCAUAGUCUUAAAACCUUAUUCCAGUUAAAGUUAUUCUGUCGUUUCUAACCUUGGGUCAAUUUAAAUCCUUGCCCCUUCAUGUUACUCUUCAUGAAUGUUGUUUCUUCAUUUCAUUGUUCCAUACUGUUUUUCUCUCUCUCCAUGCAUUUUAUUUGUGAUAUUAGAGGUUUUAUGAAUUACUUCUUUUGUCAAGCAUCUUUUCUCUUGCUCUAUAUUCUUUUUACUAUAACGCAAAGGUGAGCUGUUGUUUCAGAGAGUCCAGAUGCAAACCAAUGACCAGACCAGUUUGGACAGUGUAAAAGUAGUCAGACACUGAGCUUCAAAUAUUCUGGCUACUUACUGUAAAUCCUGUUGUUAAUUUUCCCAUUUUUUGUUUUGUUUUUGUAUUUUGUUAGUUGUGUCAUUAAAAUUGAACUUUUCAAACACUACUCACGGUGCACUGUCACAUGCUGUACCAACACAACACUGGUCAAGACAAUGUAGAAAUGUACCUACACAAGAACAAGAGACUUUAUUAGGAGUAUUUGGUCCAUGCAUUUUGUGAAGAUUAAGACUAUAGCAUUCAUUUCUUGUAUGUGGACUGUACAUGUUACCCAACUAAUGCUCUUGUUGUUAAACAACCUCUAAGUUUUUGUGUUGCUUUGAAUGUUCCAUUGAGAUUAUUCUGUAAUGACUUUUAGUCUCCUUCUCUUGAACUGUAUGAUGUGAUUGUUGAUGUAAGUGUUACACAGAGGUAAUCAUGAGCAAAAUGGCAUAUUAUUUUGUGCAAUUGAUUUAUUUUUAUAGUAUUUAAGCAUUUUUAGGUGGGAACAUUGCAGACAACUUGCUAGGUUCACAAAUGGGGAAAUAUAAACUAAUAAAAUCAAUUGUCUUUUGACAAUUUGUCAUUCCUUUUAAAUAUUAAAACAAUAUUCUCACAGCA
This is a messenger RNA of Cynoglossus semilaevis (tongue sole), 6336 nucleotides long. Its product is annotated as oxysterol-binding protein-related protein 2-like. Gene Ontology annotation, molecular function: cholesterol binding. The transcript has 16 exons. The coding region runs from base 1964 to 3382 and encodes 472 amino acids. Gene Ontology annotation, cellular component: perinuclear endoplasmic reticulum; cytosol; plasma membrane. The record is from RefSeq and is a predicted model, not a curated record. Lineage: Eukaryota; Metazoa; Chordata; Actinopteri; Pleuronectiformes; Cynoglossidae.